CAGUUCCCCAUUGAAAGAUGAAAAUGAUUCUGUUUCUGAACUCGACGCUGUUCAGGGAAGGGGUUGUGGGUCGGCCCAGUGACUAUCCCAGUAAGAGGUCCCUGACCUGGGUCUAGGUCCCACCAUAAAGCCAAUCGGUGUGAUUUCUUAUAGAGGAGAUUUUCCAACACUCCAGCCUGCCGGCCUGGCGCCUUCUCCGAGUAGAUCUCCCGAGCAGAUCCUUGUUUUCCCCAGAGACAUUCUCACUUGGCAUUUUUCAAUCCCAACACUAACAUUUUUCAGCCACCAAAGCCUGAAAAUUGUCCUUAGAAAUAUCUCAGGACUGGAAGGAAAGAACUAGGAGCAGAAGAAAAAAAAAUACCCAGGAUGGAGGGGAGAGAGAGUUCCCUGGCGUAGGGUUCAUUCAAUAAAAGCCACUUCCCCUGGCACCAGUAUUUCGGUGAGUCGGGCGUGGAGUCGGCCUCAUCUCUGUGGUUGGGUGGAGAAACAUGCAGAGAAGCUCCGUCCGUGCCCUGCUGGGGAGUGGCUGGACCAGCCUGGGGUGACUUUGGCCCACAGUGCGGUGAGCACAAGGCGAAGCAGGGUGAAUAGUGCCCCGCUCCCGAUUUGCCCACUCAGUGAGGUUAGAGUUGCAGAUUUCCCUUCCAGCCAAUGCGGGCCCGGUGUGGGGCAGAGCUGGGCAGGGGGCAGAGAUCCAGAGACACGGAUGCUCUGAGGGAGGAUCAGAGAGGGAGGGAAGACCCUUUGAGGCUAUCAGUGUGGAUGGGGAGUUGGAUCCCAGCCCAGCGAGUUGAGGGGGCUCUCUGUAUGGACCUGGCCUCCCCCCAGGUGAGAUCAUCGGGGGGAAAGGAAGCCUGGCCCCACUCCAGGCCCUACGUGGCGUAUCUGGAAAUACAACGCAGAGAUGAGAGGAUUAGAUGUGGUGGGUUCCUGGUGGCGGAGAACUUUGUGCUGACGGCUGCUCGUUGCCAGGGAGAAAGCAUCACUGUCGUCCUGGGAGCCCAUAACGUCAGCCAAUGGGAACCGAGCCAGCAAGUGAUCCCUGUGCAACGGCAGAUCCCCCACCCGCAGUACAACAGCAAGACCUUAAACAACGACAUCAUGAUACUGCAGGGUGACUCUGGGGCGUCUCUGGUGUGCGGCAAAGAAGCCCAGGGCAUCGUCUCCUGGGGAUCCAAGGAUGGCACCCCCCCUGCCGUGUACACGAGAGUCUCCCCUUUCAGGCCCUGGAUUCCGGAGACGAUAGACAAAGUGGAGCUCUGAGCCCCGCCAGACGUUGCCGGAUUGCACCACUUCGGUGUUUUGUCUUGGCCCAGACGUGGGGCGACUGAGGCUCCCCCACCCCAGCCAUGUCUCU
This is a messenger RNA of Pelodiscus sinensis (Chinese soft-shelled turtle), 1357 nucleotides long. The record is from RefSeq and is a predicted model, not a curated record. NCBI's taxonomy places the organism in Eukaryota, Metazoa, Chordata, Testudines, Trionychidae.